Messenger RNA from Anolis sagrei ordinatus, 4830 nucleotides. It is a transcript of the gene INO80D, whose product is annotated as INO80 complex subunit D. Gene Ontology annotation, cellular component: nucleus. NCBI's taxonomy places the organism in Eukaryota, Metazoa, Chordata, Lepidosauria, Squamata, Anolidae. The record is from RefSeq and is a predicted model, not a curated record.
UCGGUGCCUGUAGUGGUGCUGUGGGAGGCGGCGGGCAGGCGGGCGGCGGCGGCGGCUCAGCCUCUCUGCUCUCCUUCUUCUCCUCCGCGCGCGGCCCCAGCCAGCCCUGCCUUCUUGGCUGCCGAAUGCACACAUUCAGGGAUCCCCUCCAUAAUCACCUUCCCGCCCAGCACUUUGUAGUUCUCCAAGAGGAAGGCGCGCGCCUCCUCGGAAGCCUCCAAGCCGGGCUCCUCUUCUCCUCCUCCUCCUGCUCCUCAGAGCCAGCGCUGCAGCGACUCCCGCCGCCUCUCCUCCGCACUGAAGCCCAUUCCCGGGGAGGAGGAAGCUCUACUCCGCCAGCCCAGCAGAGGGAAAGGAAGGGGGAGAGGAGAGAGAGCAGAGUGGGGGGAAAAAAAGCAGCCGGAAAGAGCCACCUUCCAUUAGCAUCUGUCCAAAUGGAGAGAAGAAAUGUAGCAGUGAUCAACAUCUAAUCAAGAAUCCAGGGUGCCAGGAAAUAUUGAAAAUCUCCCUUACUGCGGCUGAAUCUGGCUCUCAACUUGAUGUCUUCCACUGGGGAAAGUUGUGGGUGUAAAUGACAAUCUGCCUCAUCUUGAUCCAUCAUCAUUCCAGGAUAGUAGUGUCUCUGAGGCUCUCUGAUAACUUUGACAUGGUACAGAAGAUUUAAAAUUAGCUGAUGUUCACAAGGAAAAGAAUCACGUGAUGUAUGAAGGCAAACACAUACACUUUUCUGAGGUUGACAAUAAACCGUUGUGCUCGUACAGCCCCAAACUGUGCAAGCAAAGACGACUUAACGGCUACGCCUUCUGUAUCAGGCACGUUUUGGAGGAUAAAACUGCCCCCUUCAAGCAAUGUGAAUAUGUGGCCAAGUACAAUAGCCAACGUUGCACCAACCCCAUCCCCAAGUCUGAGGACCGUAGGUACUGCAACAGUCAUCUACAAGUUCUUGGCUUUUUACCGAAAAAGGAGAGGAAGAAAAAGAAUGAUCCGAUAGAGGAGGUAAAAGUCCGGCACCAGAUGGAUUCCAUGGCCUUCAGCUUGACGGUCCCUCCGCUGGCCUUGAAGAUGCCCAAUGGCCUGGAUGGGCUGUCCCUCUCUCCACCAGGAGCACGGCUUCCUCUCCACUACCUGGAAGCAGAGUUGGAAGACCCCUUCGCUUUCAACGAGGAAGACGACGACCUCAAGAAAGGGACGACGGUGAAGAAAAAGCUGCAGAGCAAAUUAGCCCAAAACCGACAGCGCCAGAGGGAAACAGAGAUCCUGAAAGUUCGCCAAGAGCACUUUAGCCCCCUUCCUGCACCUUUGCAGCAGCAGCAGCCGCCUCAACCGCCGCCGCCGCCUCAGCCGCCUCAACAGCACUCCCAUCUCUCACCUUUACCAACUUCUUUAAAGCCAGCAGGGCUACCGCAGGGCUUAGUCUGCAAGUCACCUCAACCUCAGAACACCAGCCUACCAAUGCAGGGAGUGGCGCCCACCACACACACUAUAGCACAAGCCAGGCAGUUGUCCAACAAGAGACCUCUGCCUCUCCCGCACCCCGCCAAGGCUCCUGCUCCAGACUCGCCCCAGCCUGACAGGAUCCUCAUGAAAGCCACAGCCUUCUCUCCCCACUCAUUGUGUAUGAGCCGGCUACAGAGACUGGUGAAACUGUGCACUCAGAAACAGCAGCUGGAUGCUGAUCUGUUUCCACAUUUAGGGUUGGACUGGUCUGAAGACAGUGGAGAAGAAUUUGAAGAACUGGAGCAAAACUCGCCAUACCAUGUUGCAUGGUCUAUCCGGGAAGCCCUCAGAUAUGAAAGGAAUGAGCCAGAUUAUGAUGAUGAUGAUGAUGAUGAUACCAGUGGCAGGAGUUCCCGCAUUUCCCAACUUUGCACUUACUUUCAGCAGAAGUACAAGCACCUCUGCCGCCUGGAGCGGGCAGAAUCUCGUCAAAGGAAAUGCCAACAUACAUUCCGGAAAGCAUUGCUGCGGGCAGCCAACAGGGAGCCAGAGUGUGCUGGGCAGCUGAUACGGGAACUUCGAAGGGCUUCUUGUAGCCGGAACAGCACAAGCCAGGUGAAGCAGAGGGAUACAUCGGUGUGUCGUGGAACCACAAAGGGUGAAGCAUGCACCAACAAGGCUCUUCCAUUCACAAAACAUUGUUUCCAACAUAUCCUCUUGAACCGGUCACAGCAGCUUUUCUCAAGCUGCACAGCCAAGUUUGCCGAUGGACAGCAAUGCUCUGUGCCAGUUUUUGACAUUACACAUCAGACACCCCUAUGUGAAGAACACGCCAAAAAGAUGGAUAACUUCUUGCGAGGAGACAGUUCCCGUAAAGUUCAGCACCAGCAGCAGAGGAAACCCAGGAAAAAAACAAAGCCACCUGCGCUUACCAAAAAACACAAAAAGAAAAGAAGGCGAGGGCCACGACGUCCCCAAAAGCCUAUUCCUCCUGCUGUGCCCCAAGGAAACCUCAGUAUGCCCACCAGCAUCUCACUGCCAAUGGAGAUAUCCCAUAUACGGAGCCCUUCCACACCGGAGCUGAGUACAGAUGAACUGCCCGAUGACAUCGCCAAUGAAAUCACAGACAUUCCACAUGACCUCGAACUGAAUCAGGAGGAUUUCUCGGAUGUCCUGCCGCGGCUGCCUGAUGACUUGCAAGACUUUGACUUCUUUGAAGGUAAAAACGGAGAUCUCCUCCCCACUACCGAAGAGGCAGAGGAGCUGGAGCGAGCCCUGCAGGCUGUAACUUCUCUCGAGUGCCUGAGUACCAUGGGGGUGCUCACGCAGACGGAUGGUGUGCCGGUCCAGGAGCUCUCGGAGAGAGGGAUAGGGGUAUUUUCCACAGGUGCUGAAACUUCAGGAAUUCCAUCCUUGAGCCGGGAAGUCAAUGCAGACCUAGGCGAGUUGCUGAACGGGCGUAUCGUACAUGAUGACAAUUUCUCCAGCCUGGACCUGGAUGAGAGCUUGCUUCGUUCUGCUACUUUAUCCAACCCCCCCACGCCCCUGGCAGGGCAAAUUCAGGGGCAGUUCUCUGCCUCCGCCAACGUUGGCCUUACUUCUGCCACUCUGAUAAGCCAGAGUGGGCUCGGGGAGAGAGCCUUCCCAGGACAAUUCCCAGGACUUCACGAUGGCAGCCAUGCCUCUCAGAGGCCACUCCCUGCCCAGCUGCUUAGCAAGGCAGAUGACCUAAUCACCUCACAACAGCAAUACAGCAGUGACCAUUCACACUCCUCACCCCACGGAAGCCAUUAUGACAGCGAACACGUACCAUCACCCUACAGCGACCACAUAACGUCCCCCCAUGCCUCCUAUUCUGGUGAUAACCUGGCAGCUACGUUUUCCACAGAGAUGCCCAUCAUAGCACAACAUUUGCUCCCAUCGCAACUGGAGGUGCCGCUCGGUGGAGUGGUAAACCCCAGAACUCACUGGGGGAGCCUCCCGGUCAGCCUCGGCGACCCUUCUCCGUUCAACAACCUGCUUGGUGCAGAUGGACACCUCCUCUCUACUUCCCUCUCCACGCCGCCUACCACGUCGCACUCAGAGACCACACAGCCUGCCUUCGCCACUGUGACCCCCAACAGCUCCAGCGUGCUUCCGGGGUUGCCACAGACCAGUUUCAGCGGCAUGGGUACGGCAUCGUCUGAACUCAUGGCCUCCACAUCCCCCAAGCAACAGCUCCCACAGUUCAGUGCCGCCUUUGGCCAUCAGCUGAGCUCCCACAGUGGCAUUCCCAAGGACUUGCAGCCUAGCCACAGUUCCAUAGCUCCUCCAACGGGCUUCACAGUAACCGGUGCCACAGCUACCAGUACCAAUAAUGCAUCUACUCCCUUCACCACCUCCAGUUGAGCUUGUCUGUUGCUCUGAAUUUCAGACAGUUGUGUUCCCUUCUAUCCCAUCUCACCCUAUCCAUCUUCUUCUCUUCCUGGUUUUUGUCACCACCUUUUUAAAGACAGUUGGGUUUUUUAUUUCAAACAACAAGAGUGAGCAAGAAGUCCCAAUUUAGGACAGACCAGGCUUUUCUUGUCGCUAAGCUCUGCUCUGACGAUCUUAUGUGCUGUUUAUGUAAUGGUGCUCAUUUACUCCUGGCAGGUUUGCUGUAUAUUCCCAGUUAAUACCCCAGUUAGGAAACACAGCACAGAUACAGGAUGUCAUUGAUCUUAGGCCAAGAAAUGAGAAGAUGGAUGUAGUUGACCUUAGAACCAGAAUGAGAAGAUACCUCAAAUAAAACUAAUGCAAGUUCCUAAGGUUCUGAUCAAGCUUUCAGUCCCAUUGGUAUCUGAGGAGGAAGUGGAAAGCCGUUAUAUUUUUAGAGGUGCAAAUGGGGUGAGAGGUAAAUAAACUCUUUUUUGUUUGGUAAUUGGUAAUUUGGUAAUUGGGCAACAUAGAAUUAAGCCAAGGCUAUGGUUCACUUGUUAACUCUUGACCUUCUCUUUAAGUGUAGGGGUGUGUGUGAUUCUGUGUGUGUGUGUGUGUGUAUUUGAUGGGUAAAUGACAGUUCUUUUCUUUCCUGAAUUGAAGAAGUUCUUUCUCAAAACUAGUGAUUCUUUCUCCUGAAAGCUAAUUUGUUUUCUGAAAUUGGGUUUAUUAAAUAAAAGGAAGCUUAAAAUCAACAUAACAUGCCAGAUUGUGUUUGUUGGUCCAGAGUAACCCAGGUGGCCACUGGAAAGCUUUUAUGUACUGGAAUAAACUAUAAUGAUAUAGUUGUUCAGAUGAAGUCUAAAUAUUCACUGCAGCUGAUCAAUUGUUAGUAAGUUGGCUUUUGCCAAUAAAGUACUGCGUGAAUUUCUCCCAUGGGAAUAAAUUCUUGAAUGAAACUGGCAGAAAUAUUAUGAACUCCCUUUUCGAUCCAAA